AUGGGCGCUGGAAAGGCUUUCACCAAAGUAGAACUGAAACGAAUGCCCAUCUUUGGGUGGUCCUUCUUCUUUGGAGAGUUUAUCUUUCUGCAACGCAACUGGAAGGAAGAUGAGAAACGCAUUGGACCGGCAAUCGACCAACUGGUGGCACAUCCAUUUCCAAUCACUUUACUUCUGCUUCCAGAGGGAACUAGAUUUACAAGUGAAAAAUACCAAGCUGCUAUGAAGUUUGUCGAAGAGCGAAAGAUUCCGAUCAACCUUAAAUACCACUUACUGCCUAGGGUCAAAGGUUUUGCCGCUACGCUUGGACACUUGCAAAAGAAUCACGCAAACAACUUUGGUGUUUAUCACUGUCAGCUGAUUGCACGCACAAAGCCGCCAGGUGAGGAAACCUUCAUGCCAACGCUAAAGUCAUUGAUUCGCGGCAAACCAUUCAACGUUGACUGCUACAUUGAGAAGAUCGACACCAGCAGGCUCCCUGGAGCAGAGGCCACCGAGGCUGAGCACUCUGCCUUCCUCUACACCGUAUUUGAAAAGAUGGACAAACUUAUGGAUCAGCACCUAAAGGAGGACUCAUUUCCAAAAACAGCCAUCAUGAAGGUGAAGCGACCUUCAAUUUUCAAAGCCCUUCGGUUUGUCCUCCUCAACUUUGUCUUCUCAGCGUCACUCGUGUACCUUCUAGUGUACCAGGCCAUUGUGACGCACAGUUUCUAUCUUAGGCUAGUCAUCUACAGUGUGAUUAUUACUGUCACUGGUGGUCUGUUUCUAAUCUACAAGCGGCUGCAAUACUCAAAGUACGGUGGAACAGGAAAGAAGAAGGAAUAA
Rhagoletis zephyria (snowberry fruit fly) is the source of this 825-nucleotide messenger RNA. NCBI's taxonomy places the organism in Eukaryota, Metazoa, Arthropoda, Insecta, Diptera, Tephritidae. The record is from RefSeq and is a predicted model, not a curated record.